CUUCCGCUGCAGCUCCGUGUGCCGCUCCAGCGCGCUCGCGAAACCGCCCGGGCGCGUCUGAGGCGCGGGCGAGGCCGAACUCCCGCUCUCCGAGCCCGCACCUCGCCUGCAGAGCACCUUCCUGAUCCAGCAUGGAGGAAGCUUCUAGCCCAGUUCCAGCUUGAUUUCUCUCUGUUCUGCAACCAGUGUGUGGCGUCUUUGGCAAUAAUCUUACCAUCCAGCUCUGCCACAGGAGGAGGACACGUGAGGGGACAGUGACGCCACUGCAGUCAGAUCAGACCAUCUUGAGCUCUCCAGUGACCAUGUCUGUGGAAUUUAAAACUUACGUAGAUCAGGCAUGUAAAGCUGCUGAGGAAUUCACCAAUAUUUACUAUGAGACAAUGGACAGAAGAAGACAUGCUCUUGCCAGGCUGUAUCUGGACAAGGCCACUUUGAUCUGGAAUGGGAAUGUUGUUAAAGGGCUGGAAGCCCUAAAUAAUUUCUUUGAGAUGUUGCCUUCUAGUGACUUCCAGGUCAAUAUGUUAGAUUGCCAGCCAGUUCAUGAGCAAGCUACCCAGGCCCAGAGUACAGUUCUUGUUGUGACCUGUGGAACUGUGAAAUUUGAUGGAAACAAGCAACACUACUUCAAUCAGAACUUCCUCCUGACUGCUCAGACCAACCUUGGCAGCACCGUGUGGAAGAUUGCAAGCGACUGCUUCCGUUUUCAAGAUUGGGCUACUGACUAGAAAAGUGUAUUCUAUAGUCCAUGAGUUCAAGCAAAACAAGUCUAUGUAAAUUAAUGUAUUUCAUUGUAAAAGCAUUAAAAAUAAUAUGUAGUGAAGCAUUAUUUAAUAUUUUUUUAUUCCUAGCAGCACCUUUUCUUGCAGCUGCCCCUUUGGAUUCUUGUCCUUAAGAGCUUUAAUACUAGUUGUUUACAUGCCUUGUAUGUAGAUAUAUAAACAUUCCAUGAAUGGCAUUGUUAAAGUAAUAUUAAGCAUAUGAUCUCAGUACUAACAUACUGUGAACCCAGCCUAUUGCAAAAAUGCAAUCCUUUUGUAAUACUGUCUAUGAUUUAUCAGCACAACAUAACUCUCUUGAAGGAGUGGAGUUUUUUGGUUAUUACAAUAAUGCCUAUUUUUAGUUAACACUGGUAAUACAAUUUUAAUAUAUAAGGAGCUUUUUGUAAUCACUUCAUGUUCACAUAACUGACAUAUUUGAGUUGCAGCAAAUAUGCUCUGUAGUCUCUCUACGAAGCUUUCUUAUGAUGGCGUACUUCCUGUUGAAAUGAGUUAAGCAACUAGAGAAGAGAAAAACAUUCUCAGUUGAUAGCUGAGUAUUGGGUACAUUUAGUGACAGCAAAAGAACUUGCCAGUUCCAUGUCUAUUUAUGUAAUGAGUAAUAUAGAACUAAAAGCUUUAAUUGGACAAUAAUAAAUGUAGAAAACUAACCCAAAAAUACCGAAGACGACUAAAUGGUAAAAAAUUUUGGUGCUUGUUUCCUACCUCUUAAAAUUGUAGCCUACUUUUAAGAUUUGAAUCACUCAGUCAAUCAGUACAUUUGCCAAAUGAUGAUGAGUGUCAUUUUUCUUCCAAGGUUGAGACUUAAAGCUCUUUCUUUCAUUUUCAGUCAUCUUUAUAUAUCUCAGUUUAUUCAAGAACUUAUGGGUGAGAGUCUAACAGGAAAGUUGGAAAUAAAGCCAUUAUUAUCUC
Jaculus jaculus (lesser Egyptian jerboa) is the source of this 1688-nucleotide messenger RNA. Its product is annotated as NTF2-related export protein 2. The transcript is spliced from 3 exons. Gene Ontology annotation, biological process: protein import into nucleus. NCBI's taxonomy places the organism in Eukaryota, Metazoa, Chordata, Mammalia, Rodentia, Dipodidae. The record is from RefSeq and is a predicted model, not a curated record. The coding region runs from base 303 to 725 and encodes 140 amino acids. Gene Ontology annotation, cellular component: nuclear pore central transport channel.